Molecule: messenger RNA, 246 nt
Organism: Acanthamoeba castellanii str. Neff
Lineage: Eukaryota; Discosea; Longamoebia; Acanthamoebidae
Product: guanine exchange factor for rac 30, putative
Exons: 3
Coding region: 1-246 (81 amino acids)
Molecular function (GO): guanyl-nucleotide exchange factor activity
Source: RefSeq, a predicted model, not a curated record
AUGCAGCUCGAGGAGCGCACCAAGGACUGGUCCUUCGAGACCUUCGCCUUCCUGCGGAUGUACACGACGUACAUCAACAACUACACCCAGGCCGUCUACACCUUUCAGCGCCUGCAGCCCAACUUUGCGCAGAUGGUCGAGGGACCACCCCGAGGCAUCAAGCUGUCGUUCCAGGACUACCAGAUCAUGCCCGUGCAGCGCAUACCCCGCUACGUGCGAGUACGGGAAGAGCUCAACUACUGCUGA